This is a messenger RNA of Hevea brasiliensis (rubber tree), 2115 nucleotides long. Its product is annotated as CMP-sialic acid transporter 2. The record is from RefSeq and is a predicted model, not a curated record. Gene Ontology annotation, molecular function: pyrimidine nucleotide-sugar transmembrane transporter activity. NCBI's taxonomy places the organism in Eukaryota, Viridiplantae, Streptophyta, Magnoliopsida, Malpighiales, Euphorbiaceae. Gene Ontology annotation, cellular component: Golgi membrane. Gene Ontology annotation, biological process: pyrimidine nucleotide-sugar transmembrane transport. The transcript is spliced from 16 exons. The coding region runs from base 375 to 1589 and encodes 404 amino acids.
UUGCGAGUGAAUUCAAAGCAAGUGAAUUUAUAUUUAUAAUAAAAAUUCCGCAUUUAAGCCGUACCCCUCUCUCCCUCGGAGUCCCUGUGUGUGCAUAUUCUUCGCAUCUCUUUAAACAUUCUCAGAGAAUUCAAGUUCUCGUUUGAGCCUUUAAAAUCUUCAACCUUUUGGAAUUGGAGUCUCUCGGGUAGCGAGAGAGCAAGAGAAAGUGAUAGAAAUAGAGACAAUUGAGUUCUGGAGGCGUGAACGGUGGAUCUGGUUCUGGAAUUUCACCGGCGCGGAAGGCAGUCUUGGACAAUGCUUGGUUGAGAGAAAGUGGGUUUAGAUUCAGUUUUGUGAAGACUGAGGAGUGUGAUAGUAAUAGGGGUGAACCAAUGAAAAACGGGAUGAUAGAAUGCAGCGUCUGCCAUUCGAAAUUGGUUUCACCAAAUACCAAACCUUUUUCAAGAGCUUAUGACCGACAUAAGAGCAGGGUAUCAUCAAAGCAACGUGCCCUUAAUGUGCUCUUGGUUGCCAGUGAUUGCAUCCUAGUCGGUUUACAGCCUAUUUUGGUGUACAUGUCCAAGGUGGAUGGGAAAUUCAUGUUUAGCCCAGUUAGUGUCAACUUCUUGACAGAAGCUGCAAAGGCUCUAUUUGCGAUUGUUAUGCUUUUGUUCCAGGCAAAGCAUCAGAAAGUUGGAGAGAAGCCUCUUCUCUCAUUUUCUACAUUUGUACAGGCAGCUCGUAACAAUGUUCUUCUAGCUGUUCCAGCUCUUCUAUAUGCUAUCAAUAAUUAUCUAAAGUUCACCAUGCAGUUAUAUUUCAAUCCUGCAACAGUGAAAAUGCUAAGCAAUCUGAAGGUUUUGGUGAUUGCUGUGUUGCUAAAGAUAAUAAUGAGACGCCGAUUUUCUGUUCUUCAGUGGGAGGCUCUUGCUUUGUUGCUCAUUGGGAUUAGUAUAAAUCAGCUGCGUUCUUUACCUGAAGGUAGUACUGCAAUGGGCCUUCCAGUUGCAACGGGUGCAUAUGUUUACACACUUAUAUUUGUAACUGUUCCAUCGUUGGCCUCAGUCUACAAUGAGUAUGCUCUGAAGAGCCAAUAUGAUACAAGCAUAUAUCUUCAGAACUUAUUUUUGUAUGGAUAUGGUGCUAUCUUCAAUUUUCUAGCAAUAUUGGGAACCGCCAUUGUCAAAGGUCCCAGUAGCUUUGACAUCCUGCAAGGUCAUUCAAAGGCCACCAUGCUUCUAAUAUGUAACAAUGCAGCCCAAGGAAUAUUGUCCUCUUUUUUCUUCAAAUAUGCAGAUGCAAUCCUGAAGAAGUACUCUUCAACAGUUGCCACAAUCUUCACAGGCAUUGCAUCAGCAGCAAUGUUUGGUCAUACUUUGACCAUGAAUUUCAUGUUGGGAAUUUCUGUUGUGUUCAUCUCAAUGCACCAGUUUUUCUCAUCACUAUCAAAAGUCAAAGAGGAACAGCAGAAUGGGGUGGUGGAACUAAUGGAUGUUCAAGACGGGCAGAGGUCAAAAGAUUCAAUCAUAAACAUGGCAGCUGGAGCAAAUGAAGAGAUUACUCAUCGUGUAGGACAUGAUGAGAGACAGCCUCUACUUCCCACCUAGAAAUUAGUCAUGCCUGUUACGUUAGAAAGGAUUUUUCUUGGAAGGAAUUCUUUUGGCAGGACUUAUCGGACUAGGGAGGAGAUAAGUCGGUUGUCAGAAUCACAAAUAAACAUCAAUUUUUUCAAAGAAUUAUUUUUCGCAUUUGAUAUCCAUUUCCUGCUUCUUUAAUUCUUCCUACCAAGUGGGUACUCCAAGUUUCCAUCAUGCAGAUCAUCUGGGUUUUCGCUACGGGAGACUUAGAGAUUAGCAACAAAUGGUAACUGGAUACCAAUACCAAUGUUCUAUUACUAGUUUUACCUUUAUUCUUUGUCUCAGAAAUCUCUUUAUAGGAUUAGCGCUCAGAUCUUUAUGUGAGGCUACGGUUAAAAAAAGAGAGAAAAAACCCCAUUUUCUUCAUACUGAACCUGAAAAUGCUAUUUAAAUGUACUGACUCACUUAAAACAUUCAAUUAUCCAGUUAAAAAAAAAAAAUACUGGGAUUCUUUGUUUCAAGCAAUAUAUUUCCUCACUGAAUUCAUUGCCUCUCA